Messenger RNA from Rhizoctonia solani, 639 nucleotides. RefSeq names its product SYS1 domain-containing protein. Gene Ontology annotation, cellular component: Golgi membrane; trans-Golgi network. The transcript is spliced from 3 exons. Lineage: Eukaryota; Fungi; Basidiomycota; Agaricomycetes; Cantharellales; Ceratobasidiaceae. The coding region runs from base 1 to 639 and encodes 212 amino acids. The record is from RefSeq and is a predicted model, not a curated record. Gene Ontology annotation, biological process: protein localization to Golgi apparatus; Golgi to endosome transport; Golgi to plasma membrane protein transport.
AUGUCUUCCUCAUUUCGCCUUCCACACGGAUGGCACCCAACUAUAAUUAUCGCUCAGAUUAUCGCUCUUCAAUGUUUGCAUUAUCUCGUUCUUUCUCUGUUAAUACCACCUCUCCUAUACUUGUUCGCAAACCCAUACGCCCUCGCCUAUGAGGGAGGAGCUGCCAACGUUGCGAUGGUCAUGGACUGGCGAGAACUAGUCGGCCGGGCUACUAUUCGCGAACCUCGAGGCCGCGGGUGGAGUGGGUUUAGUAGCAGUGGCGCAUGGAGUGGAGGGGUCAAGCUGGGUGGUGAUUCUGGGCAAGAAGAGGCAUGGGUUGAUCCGGUCAGGAGCUGGAUCAUAUCCCUAUGUUGGCUGGUCGCAUCCACAGUGGAUGUAUACUUUUUGUACAUCUUGGUCCGACGCCCAACGCACAUCCUCGACUUUGCCCUGACCCUUGUUCUGAACCAUACCAUACUCACGACCUACUAUGCUCGAUCACUCCCUACCUCGCUAUUCUUUUGGCUAAUCAUGGCGUUGGGCGCUGUCAUUUCCGUUGUUGGGGCUGAACAGCUGUGCGUCAAGAGAGAAAUGCGUGAAGGUAUCGAAAUGGCCGGAGAGGAGCAAGACGAUGAGGUAGAAAUGGAUCGAAGGGAUUAA